ACUUCCGAUUUAUUCUAGACUCAUCAAAAACAUCAUGUCUGGCAGAGGAAAGAGUGGAAAGGCCCGCACCAAGACAAAGACGCGCUCAUUCCGUGCAGGGCUCCAGUUUCCAGUAGGACGUGUUCAUCGGUUUCUCCGAAAGGGCAACUAUGCAAAGAGGGUCGGCGGUGGAGCUCCUGUCUACAUGGCUGCCGUCCUAGAGUACCUCACUGCCGAAAUCUUGGAACUCGCAGGCAACGCUGCCCGCGACAACAAGAAAUCUAGGAUCAUCCCACGCCACCUUCAACUCGCUGUGCGUAAUGAUGAAGAACUCAACAAGCUUUUGGGUGGGGUGACGAUCGCUCAAGGUGGUGUUCUGCCCAACAUCCAAGCCGUGCUGCUCCCCAAGAACACCGCUAAAUCAAGCUAGAGUUUGCUCCCGGCAAUCUUGAAACCUCAACGGCCCUUAUCAGGGCCACCAAU
Messenger RNA from Strongylocentrotus purpuratus (purple sea urchin), 462 nucleotides. Its product is annotated as histone H2A, embryonic-like. The transcript has a single exon. Gene Ontology annotation, cellular component: nucleosome. Bases 35 to 409 code for a protein of 124 amino acids. The record is from RefSeq and is a predicted model, not a curated record. Gene Ontology annotation, molecular function: structural constituent of chromatin; DNA binding; protein heterodimerization activity. NCBI's taxonomy places the organism in Eukaryota, Metazoa, Echinodermata, Echinoidea, Camarodonta, Strongylocentrotidae.